GAAGGAGGAAGAGGAAGAGGAGGAGGAGGAGAAAGAAGAAGAAAUCAGGGGCCUCCGAGAAAAAAUGCAAGCUGCCAAACGUCAGAUGAAGCACUUCUUGGCUUCUGCGAGAGCGUGCACGGUCCAGCCGGCCUGCCGGUUCUUUCAGGACAUCCUGCACAGCAAGUACCGGGCUGCCACGGAUGUCUACGCCCUCAUGUUCCUGGCCGAUGUGGUAGACUUCAUCAUCGUCAUCUUCGGCUUCUGGGCCUUCGGAAAGCACUCGGCUGCAGCCGACAUCACGUCCUCGCUCUCCGAAGACCAGGUGCCCCAGGCGUUGGUGAUGCUUCUGAUCCAGUUCUCCACCAUGAUCAUCGACCGGGCUCUCUACCUGCGCAAGAGCGUCCUGGGCAAACUCAUCUUCCAGGUCAUCUUGGUUGGCAUCCACAUCUGGAUGUUCUUCAUUCUCCCCGCCGUCACCGAGAGGAAGUUCAGCCAGAAUGCGGUGGCCCAGCUGUGGUACUUCGUCAAGUGCAUCUACUUCGGCCUCUCCGCCUACCAGAUUCGCUGCGGUUACCCUACCCGCAUCUUGGGGAAUUUCCUCACCAAGAAAUACAACUACCUGAACCUCUUCCUCUUCCAAGGGUUUCGCGCUGGUGCCUUCUUGGUGGAGUUGCGAGCUGUCAUGGACUGGGUCUGGACGGACACCACCCUGUCCCUCUCCAACUGGAUGUGUGUGGAAGAAAUCUACGCCAACAUCUUCAUCAUCAAGUGCAGUCGUGAGACGGAGAAGAAAUACCCACAACCCAAGGGUCAGAAAAAGAAGAAGAUUGUCAAAUACGGCAUGGGAGGCAUCAUAUCUUUCAUCUGCAUCAUCUGGUUCCCGCUGCUAUUCAUGUCCCUCGUCCGCUCGGUGGUGGGUGUGGUCAACCACCCCAUCGAUGUCACUGUUACCCUCAAGUUGGGGGGCUACGAGCCCCUCUUCACCAUGAGUGCCCAGCAACAGUCCAUCCAGCCUUUCACCCCCCAGAACUACGAGCAGUGGGAUCUCAGCAAAGGAGGGAAAACGGAAUACACCAGCCAGAAGCACACGAUGGACCUCAACCAGAAGAGUCUCGUGCGGCAAAAUUUGGCUGCCAUGCAGGGCACCCAUCAUGCCCCUGUCUGGGACUGCCAGGAGGAGUGCCAUAUCCUGCCCAUGGUCAUCUUCAGCGACAAAGUCAGCCCCCCCAGCCUGGGCUUCCUGGCGGGAUACGGGAUCAUGGGCCUCUACGUCUCCAUCGUGCUGGUGAUCGGGAAGUUCGUGCGAGGCUUCUUCAGCGAGAUCUCCCACUCCAUCAUGUUUGAGGAGUUGCCCUGCGUGGACCGUAUCCUGACCCUCUGCAGCCACAUCUUCCUGGUUCGGGAGACGGGAGAGCUGGAGCUGGAGGAGGAGCUUUAUGCCAAGCUCAUCUUCCUCUACCGCUCGCCAGAGACCAUGAUCAAGUGGACGCGGGAGAAGGACUGAGGAGGGAGGGAGCCCCCUUCACCCCCAAACAGGAGACCCGCAGAGCCCAGCGCUGGAACCGGGCUGUCAAGCCACCAGACUCCAGUCCUGGACACAACUCCUCCUACCCCCCGCCUCUUCUGCUGGAGGCUCUGGG
Messenger RNA from Thamnophis elegans (Western terrestrial garter snake), 1622 nucleotides. Its product is annotated as piezo-type mechanosensitive ion channel component 1-like. NCBI's taxonomy places the organism in Eukaryota, Metazoa, Chordata, Lepidosauria, Squamata, Natricidae. The record is from RefSeq and is a predicted model, not a curated record.